Molecule: messenger RNA, 1293 nt
Organism: Bactrocera dorsalis (oriental fruit fly)
Lineage: Eukaryota; Metazoa; Arthropoda; Insecta; Diptera; Tephritidae
Product: perlucin-like
Exons: 4
Coding region: 575-1096 (173 amino acids)
Biological process (GO): biological process involved in interspecies interaction between organisms
Cellular component (GO): external side of plasma membrane
Molecular function (GO): carbohydrate binding
Source: RefSeq, a predicted model, not a curated record
AUAUAAAUUAAUAACUCUUUUAAAGUAGAUUGUGAGAAAUUUCUUAAAAGAACUUAUUACUUAAGCAGUAUCUUUAAAGCGUUUUUGCUGAAGUUUUCAAAAAAAUGUUUAUAGUGACAGACCUGGUUGUGAUACAAGUAAGUUUCAAUCGUGUUAGGCUUCCGGUAGUGACAGACCAUCUUCUGAUAUACAUAAUUUGGAUCCGUUUUGUUUAGACUAUCUUGAAAGAACUAGAUGUGACUCAAAGUUUUAUAAUUUUUUGCCACAUUUCGUACUUAGAUGCAUUGGUUUUCCGAAUAGUUCUCUUUCUGUCAUAUAGUCUGUUUCAACAGUUUGCGUAAUGUGUUCGAUUCGCUACUCACUAAAGCUUGUUAAAUAUAAUUAAUUAAUUUAAAAAUAAAUUAUUUUUUUAGUCUCCUUAAAUUCUUAACAUUUUUUUUUUCUAAUAAAUGAUAGUUGACCACAACUACAUAAACUCUUCCUUCAAUUUUGAUAUGGUGGUCCCCUUUUUUACGCUUUGAUUGCUGGUGUGAAAUUUUUUAUUACCUAUGACUAUAUAUUACUUUAUCUAUUCAUGUACAUUAUCGAGACUAUCAAGUGUUCGAAGCUAGUUCAAACAGAGAAGUUAUAUUCAAUAAUAAUUAUGCAGCUAGCAAAUUUGUUUCUGCUUAUUUUUGUUAUUCAAAUAUAUAUUCUAGAAGCAUACGUCCCAGAGUAUGAAAUUUCUUCCUUCAAUAGAGAUAGUGUGGUAUUUAGCGUGGGUAAAAUGAAUUGGUACGCCGCCUAUGGUUUUUGUACUCAACUAGGCAUGAAAUUGCUUACGCUGCAGUCGUCAGUUGAUAACGAAGAAUUCGAAAAAAUGGUCCAACAUUACAAGUUGCAGAAAAGGUUCUACUGGUUAGCUGCUAAUCGUUUGGAAGACGAAGUGACGUUUCGUUGGGGCUUAAGAGGUCCGCCAAUCUCUUUUGAAAACUUUAGUCCAUACCAACCUGAUAAUAGAGGAGGAAUCCAACGUUGUUUAAGACUGUAUAAGGACGACAAAUGGGAUGAUGCAGAUUGCAGCGCCAUGGAUUUUUUUACCAUAUGUCAUUUCUAAAGAGUCAAUAAACAAUUAUUUAUAUGCCUGCUGUUGUAUUAUUUUCGGUUUGUGCCUAAACAAAAUUUGUUGGAGCCUCUAUGUAUCAUGAAGGAGCUCUAAGAUUGAGCGACCUUAAUUUACUUUAAGUUAAUUACUAAUUUACUAUGAUAAAUUUAUUAUAUCCCCCGUAAUAAACGAAAACUGUGACCACUCCA